AUGGCCAACAAGCAACAAAUAAAAGAAAAUAAAAAGAAAAAUACUAACCAAAAUGAAAAUAAAAAACAAAAAUCUUCUAUCUUUUCUAUUGGGAAUUUUUUAUUCAUCUCUACAAUAAUUACCUGUUUUACAUCAUGGUACAUAUAUAAAAUUCUGACGACACCACCUGAUUUACCACAGCUAGAUUUAAAUGCAUAUUGGGGACCUUAUCCAAUAAACUUAAAACCAGAUUUGUCUAUAAGACCUUAUAAUAUUGAAUUUUCUGAUGUGGUAGUUAAUGACCUUAGAGAAAGACUUCUCCAUAGGAGACCAUUUGUUCCCCCAUUAGAAGGCACAGGAUUCACUUAUGGCUUCAAUUCCAAUUUUAUAACUAGAGUACUAGAUUAUUGGCAGCACAAAUAUAAUUUUAAGGAGAGAGAAGAGUUCUUCAACAAAUUUGAUCACUAUGUAACUAACAUUCAAGGAAUGGAUAUACAUUAUGUCCAUGUGAAACCUAAUGUUCCCUCAGAUUUUGAGGUGGUUCCUUUACUAUUGUUACAUGGAUGGCCGGGCUCUAUAAGGGAGUUCUAUGAAAUAAUACCUAAACUUACUACACCUAAGGUGGGACAUAAGUUUGUGUUUGAGAUAAUAGCACCUAGCUUACCAGGAUUUGGAUUCUCUGAGGCGCCAGUCCGACCCGGUUUUGGACCAACUGAAAUGGCUGUUGUGAUAUCAAAUUUGAUGAAGAGAAUUGGUCAUGAGAAAUACUACAUACAAGGGGGAGAUAUAGGACAUAUGCUUGGAUCUAUACUGUCCACUUUGUUCCCCGAAACUGUUUUAGGUUUUCAUACAAACAUGCCGCUUGUCUGGUUUAAUAAAUUGGCCAAUAUUAACGUUUGGUUGGGAUCGUUUUGGCCAUCUUUAAUAGUUGAAGAAGAAUUAGAAAACCGCAUGUAUCCUUACAGUGACCACAUCAUGCAACUCAUAGAAGAAUCUGGAUAUUUACACUUGCAAGCGACUAAACCAGACACUAUAGGCAUAGCCCUAACAGAUUCUCCUGCAGGUCUCACUGCAUACAUACUAGAAAAAAUUUCAACUAUGACAAACCCUGCAUACAAACGGUCCGGAGAUGGAAAUUUGUUAGAUAAAUAUUCUUUAACUCACCUCCUUGAUAACAUAAUGGUGUACUGGUCUACUAACACCAUAACUACUGCCAUGAGGUUGUAUGCUGAGACUUUUAAUAAAAGAUUUAUGAGUAUGAGGAUCGAUGAAAUCCCAACUCAAGUACCAACAUGGGGGAUAAAGUUCAAACAUGAAUUAACUUUCCAACCAGAUUGCGUUUUAAAGCUGAAAUAUAAGAAUUAUUUACACAGCACUAUAGUGGACGAUGGCGGCCAUUUUGCAGCUUUAGAAAACCCAGAGAUAUUGGCCAAUGAUAUCUUCCAAGCUGUUGAUACUUUCAGAGAGUUUCAUAAUGUUGGAAAUAAACCUGAAGGAACAAAAGAGGUGAACUAUGAAACAGCCAAGACUAUAUAUGAGUUCACUGUCAAUGAUAUAUAUGGGAGGAAAGUGAAUCUCGACAAAUACAAGGGAUAUACUCUGAUUAUAGUCAACGUGGCAUCCCAGUGCGGUCUUACAGACAAUAAUUAUAACCAACUGAACGAAUUAUAUGAAAAAUAUGCAAAAUCAAACAAUUUAAGAAUAUUAGCGUUCCCAUGUAAUCAAUUUGGAGGUCAAGAACCUGGUUCGACAAAAGAUAUAGUCAAGUUUCUUAAAGAUAGAGACGUUAAAUUUGAUGUUUUUGAAAAAAUAGAGGUCAAUGGUGAAAAUGCACAUCCGUUGUGGAAGUUUUUGAAGCGAACCCAAAGUGGCUCGUUGGGUGAUUUUAUUAAAUGGAACUUCUCAAAGUUUAUUGUGGAUAGAGAAGGUGUUCCUGUGGAAAGGUUUGGACCAAAUGUUAAUCCAAUAGAUUUAGAACCAUAUUUAGCCAAGUAUUGG
Messenger RNA from Brenthis ino (lesser marbled fritillary), 1977 nucleotides. The record is from the annotation of a GenBank genome assembly. Lineage: Eukaryota; Metazoa; Arthropoda; Insecta; Lepidoptera; Nymphalidae.